AUGCACUUUUCCCAUCUUGUCGUCCUUUGCCUGGCCGGGCUGGCAACACUUGCACCGAGCGUGCAUGCCGAUAACAAACUAAAGAUAGGCGUCAAGAAACGCGUCGAAAAUUGUACCGUGCGGACCAAGAAGGGUGAUCUGGUGCACAUGCACUACACGGGAACUCUUGAAGAUGGAACGGAAUUCGAUAGCAGCAUUCCGCGUGGCAAUCCGCUUACCUUUACCCUUGGCAUGGGCCAAGUAAUUAAGGGAUGGGACCAAGGAUUGCUUGGUAUGUGCGAAGGUGAGAAAAGGAAGCUGGUCAUCCCGCCGGAGCUAGGUUAUGGAGAGCGUGGUGCCGGCGAAAAGAUUCCACCUAACUCGGUGCUCAUCUUUGAGGUAGAGCUUAUGAAAAUCGAACGAAAAACAGAAUUGUAAUUGCGGUGGGGAAGAG
Messenger RNA from Anopheles maculipalpis, 433 nucleotides. Its product is annotated as peptidyl-prolyl cis-trans isomerase FKBP2. Gene Ontology annotation, molecular function: peptidyl-prolyl cis-trans isomerase activity. The transcript is spliced from 2 exons. NCBI's taxonomy places the organism in Eukaryota, Metazoa, Arthropoda, Insecta, Diptera, Culicidae. The record is from RefSeq and is a predicted model, not a curated record. The coding region runs from base 1 to 417 and encodes 138 amino acids. Gene Ontology annotation, biological process: protein peptidyl-prolyl isomerization.